UGUUAUGUUUGUUUUUGUCAGCCGUGUGCUAAAAAAGAAAUGUUUUCGUUGCCUCCCUUCAUGUUGAGUUGAUGCGCGCCACGGUAUGACAUCCGAACUGGCUAACCAAUUAUAGGCCUUCCUUGCCGUUCUUCACCACAAGACGGUAUGAUAUUGAGUCACGCCUAGAGUAGCCAUGCUACGGCUGUACACCUGUCAGCAUUCAAGAAAUCAAUCAGAACUUGAUCUGGAUUUUUAGAAGUUGCACUGCUAACUGCUCUAACUGGUUCCGCGCCUUAGUAGGUAAUUAGGUUUCCAAAAAUCUGUUAACUUGGAUUUAGCAGUAUUUAGUGCGUCUCCAAACUGGGAAUUGGCAAUUUGAAGGACCUUCCGAAAUGUUCGUGAAGCGAGCGAGCUGUAUUACGUUUUUUUCUGUCUUCGUAAUUCUCAAUUUGUUGGUUGAAGUUUCAUCUAAUAAUGAAUCCGUAACCAACCCGCCAAUUCCUCCAGUUUGCAAUAAAAGUCGAUUUACGAUAUGCUGGAGAAGCAACCCGCCGUACAUCUUCAGAGAUAAAAACACGACCAAAGUCACUGGCAUCCUACCCGAGAUUUUACAAGACAUGUUGAAUCGAUGCAAGUGCCCAAACAACGAGCUGAUUUUUACUCAUCAAGUACAGAGCGAAAAAGGCUUGCAAAACUGUACAACGAUGGAUGAUGUGAGCUUUGUUAUGCCGUUUCGCCCGUACAGGGAAGGUGACACGCGAGAAAGAAGAUAUUUGACGUUCGUAGAAUCCCCCGGAAUUGUGCUGGUUGUGAAUCGAAAUGCACUUACAGACCAAGCAAAGUCAAAAGUUUUAAAGGAAGUUCUCCAAGUAUGGACUGUAGCUGUUUUGAUCAUCAUGCUAGCUGCCAUAUUUGGAAUUGUCGUCUGGUUUUUGGACAUGCGAAAGAACCCAGAGGAGUUCCCGAGGUCCGUCUAUCCUGGCCUAUUUGAUGGCCUGUGGUGGGCCUUCGUUACCCUGACAACUGUCGGCUAUGGCGACAAAGCACCAAAGUUCCUUUUGGCUAGAUUAUUCUCGGUUGUCUGGAUGUUUGUUGGCUUGGUGAUGGUAUCGCUCUUGACGGCUACCAUGACAACCGCUCUUACCUCUGGUAGGAUUGAGAACUACGAUAACAUUGUAGGAAAUACAAUCGGAGUACUUGAAGACAGCGCAGCAUCGCAAGAAGCUUUCAGAAAAGGGGCGAACCGCAAAAAGUACAGUGAUCUCGACUCGUUGUAUAAUGCUCUGGAAGGGAGUAAAGUGGAUGGAGUUAUGGUUGACACGUACAUGGCGAGCUACGCACAGUACCAUUUUAACAUGGCAGGACUAUUUAAGGCGAAUUCCUUUGGCUUCUUAUACAAGCACGGUGUGUUGGUUGGAGGAGAGCAGAUGUCUGGUUUGCUGCCCGAGUGCAUUGCUGGCCAGAUAGAUAGUAAACCGCGAUUUGCUGACGAUAUCAUCGAUAAGUACGUGAGAGGCAGCAAUCUGAUUACGGAGGAGGAAAGAAAAGGAAAAGAUUUUCAAACAGACUUCAACAUUUUUGAAAAGGACUCUGCUAUAUUCCAAGAUGGCCUUCGCAUUUUUGGCGCGACCUUAGCCUUUCUCGUCGUGCUGGCAAUCGUCUGGGAAAUCAUUUAUCGCAAGAGAAAAAGGAGAAGUAAAAAUCUUACGAAGUAUGAAGAUGGUGAACUUGCCAUGGCUUCACACAACAAACGCCUCAGCCCCGCAGAGAUCCAUGAAAUGAUGGCGAGACUUGAGGAUCUGGAGAAAAUUCUUGGAGAUCUUAGCGAGUUUCGUACCAUAUACCGCAGACUCAGAGGAGACAUAAUGGCUCAAAACGAACAUGAGGUCCAAGGGGCUCAAAGUGGACUAAAAAAUGGUGCCUUUGUAGCUUAGAAACAUAAAAGACCUAAAUACAUGAACCAAAUUAAAACACCAUCUAAGUUUA
Molecule: messenger RNA, 1968 nt
Organism: Nematostella vectensis (starlet sea anemone)
Lineage: Eukaryota; Metazoa; Cnidaria; Anthozoa; Actiniaria; Edwardsiidae
Exons: 6
Coding region: 375-1916 (513 amino acids)
Biological process (GO): potassium ion transmembrane transport
Cellular component (GO): voltage-gated potassium channel complex; membrane
Molecular function (GO): ligand-gated monoatomic ion channel activity; delayed rectifier potassium channel activity
Source: RefSeq, a predicted model, not a curated record